AAGUAUUCAAUGUAUAACAUUAAUAUCAAGAUCGGUUAGACUCAAUAGUCUCAGCAAUUUGAAAUUUCGAUAUAGUCGGACAAGUCUUCCUUACCUUAUAGGCCUUAGUCUAGUUCAGAUCUAGAUCUAAUUUGUGUCUGUGUAACCAAUAGUCCAAUUUAAGUCAAGCUCUACAGUGAAUCAGUUCAAUAUUUUUUUUAUUUCGUACUUAUUUUAUAGUAGCUUAUAUAUUUUAUUAAGAAAUAAACAAUAGGCCUACAUAGUAUACAGUUUUGUACAAAAGACUUUUAAUAGAAUAAAAUAUGACAUUUUUUAAAAUAGAAAAUACAUUUGAGUAAUUUUAGAUCGAAAUAGUUAAAUAAGACAUUUAAUACAGUGGGAUCUCAUAAUUAGAAGUGCCAAGUUAAGGAUGAGCAGGGUCUGACUUGAAGUAAUAAAAUUUAGAAUGGUAUUUAUAUUACAUUUCAACAAAGGAAAUAACCAAGUAAUAUAUAAUAUUACUAUAUAUAGAUAUUAUUCAAAGAAUAUGUUUUAAACUUAAUAGUGAUAUAGCAAGUAAUUCUGAGAACAGUGCAUAUACUGUUUGGUGUUGACGAUAUGUUUCAUCAUUUUGUAAGCUGAUAAAGAAUGAGGAAUCAGCUUAUUAACAUCAGUCUCUGUGUAUUAAUUCUCUUCUUGAUUGAUAGCUGUGACACCAAGAAUCACUGUCCAAGUCAACUGAAUAAAUAUCUUCAUUGUUCUCUGUUACAACCACCGUGAUAGAGUUUUUCUGAGAGCAAAAACAUUUUGUCAUUUUGCAGAAACUAUGUUAUUGAAGAUUUCUGCAUUAGUGUAGGUGUUUGCAUAGUAAAUGAACUUUAAGCUAAUUAAAAUAAACGUUUGAAUAUUAAAUGAACUUUGCACGGGUCGCUUCUUAUCGUCCCAUACUUCAUUUGUUAUCAGAUGUGUAUUACAUUCAUUUGUCUGCUGCAGGCUUUAAAUAUGUGGGUGGAAAAUAUGUGGAAUGUGUGGAGUGUGGGAAAAAUGUGAAUAUUGAUACUUUUAUUCUAGCAGAUCCUCAUGGACAAGAGUUUCAUAACACAAACUGUAGCUACAUUCAUCUUGAAAAGACAAAUGUAUCUAGUCUUGUGAAUGAGCAGAAUCUUUCAAAGGCUUUUGAACAUGUCAAGCCUUAUGCAUCAUCUGAGGCUAAUGUGAGAUCUAGUGAGUUAGACUCUGACUUCACUCAGCUGUCUUCUGAGCCAAGUGUUGGCUUGACAGAGGAAUCUUCAUCUUUGUUAGAUGAUUCAGCAGCCUCUAUCAAAGACCAGGUCUCUCAUGAUGUAACAUUAGCUAAUGAAGAUGUAGAAACAAAGCCACCUUUGACCCUUGACAAUGAAGAGUUAGAUAAGAAAAGAGCUGUUUCAAAUGAUGUGAGGGUUGUUAGUGGACUGUCAUCAACUUUACAUUUUGAUGACUCCAGUUUGUUUGUUCCUGAAAUAGAAGUCACUUCAAGCAAGAAUUCUACACCAGAAGACAUUAGAAGUGAAUGCAAGAAAAACCCUGGCCACUUUGCUUACUUUCCCAUUACAAAACUAAGAUUAGAGCAAAUACCUUCCCAUACAAGAGAUGCUGAGGCAUUAAGGUUCUUUCAAUUAUUUGGUCAACUUGUUGUCAGAGUAGUUCAGACUCCAAAAAGAAAAGAUGGACACAGGAAUGAUAAGACUACAGAGAGAUCAGGAACAGGUUGUCUGUCACUCAGUGAUGAUAUUGCAGAAAGUCAAGACUGGCAAAGCAACAGACUUGGCAAGCUGGGAAAGUACAUGACUCACCUGGUGAAGAGGAACAGGUGGUUACUUUUUAUAAUAACUAGUAAACAUUUGGUCAAGAAUGAUGAAGACGCAGUCUCUUCCAGGGCAGAGUUUUUCUAUGACGAGCCCAGCAAAUCUGGACUCAAGUCAGUCAAGGGGCUCUCUGUGCGCAACAGCGAUAUCAUUGGCGACAACUCUACAUUGUUGAUAUGUGAGACUUCAGACGUGGCUUUUGUACAGAAGAUAACCAAAGCCAAACAGGAAGUGCUAGACAUAGCCAGCAGGCUGCCCAGAAGAGUUAAAAAGAGUAUGACUAAAAAACUGUACAUCAUUAGCCACCCUCAUGGGAAAGAGAAAGUUUUGUCUUAUGGAGAUUCAGUAUCUGUGAUGUUUGCUCUGAGAUCAAAGGUGAAGUGUGGAAUACAAGUAAUUGAACCAUUCAGAAUAAGAAUUAAUGAAAUAGGUCGAGAGUCUCGCCUCAACAUAAGAAAAGCAUACCAUUAUGCCAUUGAUACAUGUGAUGGGUGCUCAGGAGCUCCAGUUAUUGGCUUUAAGAAAGUGACUCCCAACAGUGAAUCUAAUGGGGAUGGUUACCUGUUGGAUGUUUGGGUACAUAAUGGCGUCAACAUAGUUCACUCCCUUGGCUGUUCCGUUUUAAGAGAGCUUACAGAGGAAGACAUUUUUUUGUUGAAUGACAGAAGUCAAACUGUGACAGGUCAGUCUGAUAGUGACAGUGACACUGAGAGGAGCACAGAGACCCCAAACUACUCUUCAGUACUCAAAGUCCAAACUAGUCCAUUUUAUCCAGAUUUCACCUGCUACCAAAAACGCCUAGAAAGUUGUGCCACCUGGCAGUUUUCUCAUAUACAUCAGCCACAAAUGAUUGCUCUGGCAGGUUUUUUCUAUUCUGGCUAUUCUGACUGUGUGAAAUGCUUUUAUUGCGGCCUUGGCCUGAAGUCUUGGAAGCCAGGAGAUGACUUGCACACAGAACAUUUGAAGAACAAACCUACGUGCAUAUAUCUAAAGAGACUGAGUAGUGUUUAUACUCUGAAAGAAGGGGCUGAGGUUACCUCAGAUGCAGUGAAGAAUGUUGAAAAUCUACUUCAAACUAGUUAUUCAUCUGAAGCUCUGACAUUGAACUCUGACUCUACAGGCUCAUCGGUAGAGGAUGUACUAGGACUGUUAAGGCUGGAGAACAGGAAACUGAGAGAGCAGGUCUUAUGCAAAGUAUGUCACUUAGCUCCUGUCAAAGAUCUCUUUUUGCCAUGCGGGGAACUCAUUGCUUGUACUGAGUGCUCCAAGCUACUUACUCACUGUGCUUCAUGUGGAAAACAGAUCCUGGCUACUAUCACAACAUACUUUGUUUAGUUUGUAGAAAGGUGAGACCACAGACAUUUUGAUCAUUAAAAAUGAUGAUGUGGAAAUUUGAGACAUUAUAGGACUUCAGAAAUAAUGUCUGCCAUUAAUUAAAUUGUAUAUCAUAUAUUGUAUUGUAGAUCAAAGAAUAAGUCUAGUUUCUACGAAGUUACAUAAAGCUGAGUUUUUAUUUAGCUGUUACAAAUGAGCUUUUUACAAUGGGAUCAAAGAACUUCAUCAUUAUUUUCUGAAACCUUUGUAAGAGGCCUAAGUAAAAAAGUAAAGUUCCCCUUUCAGACUUUGCGGUCUAUGGGGCAGGUCAUCUGUUUCUAUGGCCAACGGUUAACAAGCAGGGUGUCAUAUGGCCAGCACAACAACCAACCAAAGAGGCCUAAGUAAAAAAGUAAAGUUCCCCUUUCAGACUUUGCGGUCUAUGGGGCAGGUCAUCUGUUUCUAUGGCCAACGGUUAACAAGCAGGGUGUCAUAUAGCCAGCACAACAACCAACCAAAGAGGCCUAAGUGUCUGUUUUUUUUUUUAUCUUUUGGAAUUAGUAUCUGAAUGUAUUCUGUUAAUAGUGUUAAUAUAGAAUACAUCUAUGUUUAAAAUAUUUUAUAUGUUUAUCAUUAAAGGAACUGUUUAGGAGUCUGUCAGGAAGUCAGACUAAUAGCUGAAAUGGCAACAUGUGAAUAAAACAUUGUCUUCUUGUUCUAUUAAUUCUCUUACAAAUUUAACUUAUUUUCAUCCUCAAGUUGUUGUGGGUUACUUUGUAACACAAAUUUAAAUAUUUGCUUCACCUCACCUUGUUGAAUGAAUUGGUUAUAAAUUAGGUAUCUAAAAUAUGGAAAAUCAUGGUUGGAAUGAUUAUGCUUUUGGAUUCUUUAUAUUAAUAUAUGACUGUUUCUUAUAAUUACAAGUACCAGUAAAUGAAAAUCUCACAUGUAAAGGUUCUGAAAUUUAGUAUUAACUACCCAUGCCUUCCUUUUUUUUUUUUUUUUUUUUUUUUUUUUUAACAUGAAGACUAUUCCACCUCUUUCAUUAGUGCGAAUGCAUUAGAUUAUAGUUUCUCAGAGCACUUAUUUUUCACUCAUUCCAUUUUUUUAAGUCCAAAAAUUAUUUUAAUGUUUCAUUUAUGAAGACUUCUUUGAAAACUGUUGACUCUCAAGUAUUUAAAAUACAAAAAACAAAAAUUGAACUAAUUGAGAAAGUGUAUUUCAGUGUUAUAGAUUGUUUUUAAUUUUUCUUAUAUUUAUUUAUUUAUUUUUUUUUUUCUGUAUUCUUUUUUUUUUAAUAACUUUUUAAAAUUUAAGUUUAGAUACAGUGAUUAAAACAUUGAUUAACAUGCCACAAAGCAUGACAUGGCUCCAGAGAGUCCAGAUGUUUCAUAAAUCAUAAAACAAUUUAAUCUUUUCUAUGAAUUGUUUGUACUAAAAAGCAAUAGAAAAAAAGAUUACAUAAAAAAAAAACAAAGCUUAUUUAAGGGAAAGAACUGCUAAUUACUGCCAUUUAUCUGAAAAUGGCAGGGUUUAGCUCGUUUAUGCUAUGUAAAGCAAAAUUAAUUAAUUAGUACUAAUUGAUUAAAUAAUUGGUUAAUUUUUGGGUUGAUUUGUAUAUUGUCAUUGACUAUGAAUAAUUAUGCAAAAUUUCAAGUUAAUCCAUGAAUGAAAAGUGGGAGAAAAAAACAUCAAACUUUGUACCAAACAGACAGAGUGAGUUGAUAGAAACUUUGUACCAGACAGACAGAGUGAGAUGAUUGAAGCUUUGUACCAAACAGACAAGAGUGAGUUGAUAGAAACUUUGUACCAAACAGACAGAGUGAGAUGAUUGAAGCUUUGUACCAAACAGACAAGAGUGAGUUGAUAGAAACUUUGUACCAAACAGACAGAGUGAGUUGAUAGAAGCUUUGUACCAAACAGACAGAGUGAGUUGAUAGAAACUUUGUACCAAACAGAUAGAGUGAGUUGAUAGAAACUUUGUACCAAACAGACAGAGUGAGUUGAUAGAAGCUUUGUACCAAACAGACAGAGUGAGUUGAUAGAAACUUUGUACCAAACAGACAGAGUGAGUUGAUAGAAACUUUGUACCAAACAGAGUGAGUUGAUAGAAACUUUGUACCAAACAGACAAAGUGAGUUGAUAGAAGCUUUGUACCAAACAAAGUGAGUUGAUAGAAGCUUUGUACCAAACAGACAGAGUGAGUUGAUAGAAGCUUUGUACCAAACAGACAAAGUGAGUUGAUAGAAGCUUUGUACCAAACAGACAAAGUGAGUUGAUAGAAGCUUUGUACCAAACAAAGUGAGUUGAUAGAAGCUUUGUACCAAACAGACAGAGUGAGUUGAUAGAAGCUUUGAAACAAAUGUAUCCCACCCAAGCUUUAUUUUAAAAAUAUAUGUUUUUUUAAUUUAUCAAAUCGCUGUUUAUUAAUUUUUAUUUUAGGUAAAUAAUUAGACUGAAAGCUUCACAUCUUUCAUUUUAGAUGCUUUUGAGGCUUUAAUUAACACCUUGGCUGAUAUUAUCAAUGAAGUUAUUCCACUCUAUGUCCUGUAUCAAGAGCCUUGGUAGAUUUACUUGUCCAGAGAUACCACCAUCAAAUGGACAUUCUAUUAAGAACUGUCUGAACUAGAAGUCACCGACCCCUUUAUUUCACAUACAAGACUGACCAUUUCACUUGUAGAAUGCUGCAGAUGACAGGCAUAAUUUUGGAAGAGAACAAUAACAUACUGUUUGUGUAAUUAUCAGCAUAGAAAAUGGAUCUGAUAUAUUUUUUUUUGCUUUUUAAAAGAACAUUUUUUUCAUGGGGCUUGUCAUUUCUAAUGACCUAAACAUACAAGUACUUAAUUAUUAUUACUUUUGUAUAUUCACAAAUUAAAUGUUAAUUUUUUUUUUUUUUGCUUUAUGUUCAUGCAUUAUAUUAAUAUUUUCGUUGUAGAUGAAAAAGAUUUUUCCUAAUUUACUUGUAAAUAAGAAACUAUUCAUAGGCUAGCUGUAUAAACAAUAACUGCUGGAUUAGCAGAAAUAGAUCUGUGUAUGCCUAAAGCUGCUUUCUUUCAAUUCUAUCUUUUAAUUCUGGUUAAGAAAAGACAUGUCUUACAUUCCUUUAGUUUUAAAGGUUUUAGGAAUAUAAGAAAUGUAUAUGUAAUAAUAAUAAUAAUAUCUUUAUUAUCUUGAAGUAAAUUAGUUUUACCAUUGUGCAUUGUGUGCAUAACAAAACAUUAACAAUGCAAAAUUAAUUACAUUUCUCACUCAAAAUUUACAUGGCACCUAUUAUCUAUGCUGAGAGAUUUUUUGCAAUAAACAAAUAAAUCUAGAGGUUUGGUGCUAGAUAAAUUAUUGGUGUUAAAAAAAAAAAGUGCACUCUAAGAACAAGGAAAAGUCAGACAGUAAUGUAGAGAAAGAAAAAGUUGGUGAAUGUCGACUACACUGGUAGUCUGGCCAUGUUUAGGACAAACUUGAAAGUCAUAUUUGCAAUCUGGCAUUUAUUUUUACUAUACAAGGCUAGAAUUAUCCAUCACUGAUAAGUUGUUAGGAUAAUAUUCUUGCCUCCUUUUAUUGAUGUUAAAGGUACCAAUAAUAAGUUGACAGUUUAACUAAAACACUUUCUUCCACCUCCCUUCUUGGAUGCUACGCAGAAAAAAUUGCAUGUCCUAAAUUAGCUAUGUUAGAAACAGAAAUAAAAAAAAAAUGUUUCUAUUUUUCUACUACUUAAUCAGACGUAUUCUAGUCAAAAUAAAAAAAAAAAUCAUGUGCAAUAAUUUAUAACAAAUUUUGUAAUAUGUCAAAAUGGUCUUUUUUUUUUGAUUAAAAAUGCUGCUAAUCUCACAUUUAAUGUUUUAAGGUUUUAAAAAAUGUUAUCCAAAGGGGAACACUCCCCCCAGGACAAUUUAUUUUGUCUGUGCCCUGCUUGAAUAAGCUUUAGAUGGGGAAGGAAUAUACAUAGGUAGGUGACACAACAAACAGCAACUUCAACAAGCAUCUCUUAAAAUGUGUCAUGUAUGGUAAACACAACUGCAAACUUAAUUCAUUUUGAUUCUUCAAACAAAAACUAACAUUUAGGCCCUCUGUGAGAUCAUCUUCCUGGUAGCAAUUUUAGGCUCAGUCCACACCUUAACGAUUUCAAUCACGAAAUGGACUAGAAGAUUUAUAGACUUAGCUGCCAAAGGCAAAUCUGUCGAUACUUUUUUUCCCCUCCUAUUCUCUGACGUUACUAGAGAAAUAUAUCAUGUGUUUUCUAGUCAGUUUUUAAAUGUUUAAAUGUCUAUUAUUUUUCAUCAAAAUUAAUUUUGUGCAAUUAAUUUACUUUUGAAAACCUUGUUCUUGCAAUAUUUUUCUAUUUUACUUCAAAUCCAAAAUGGCUAUGGAAUAUGGAUCAACUCAUAGAAAAUGAAAUGAAUGCCUUGGCAUUAGCAAUGAUCAAAUGGAUGUCCCAUGCACAGACCUAUAGAAUUUUUAUGUAAGGCAUCAUUGCAGUAGCAGAUACACUAUGUAGCUGUAUACCUUAAUAGUGUGAAGCUCAGAUUUGUAAAUUAUAAUUAUGAGCUUUAAGGAAAAUAGUCUUAAAUUUCUUAGCACAGUGCAGCAAUAUUAAAACUUAUGUAAGAUUUAUUCAGUAAACAAAUUGAUCAAGAACAAUAUUUUUUAGUAGUUAAUUAUUUAAUUUUAUUAGUUAGUAGGGCUAAUAGAGAUCAAUCUGUUUGUGUAAUAUCUGCAUGGGAUAAUUGGAACAAAACAUUAAUCUCUAUACCUGUUUUUUUUUUUUUUUUAGAUGUGUAUCAUUUUAUCAUUUAUGAAUCUCUUGCUUAUUAAUGUAAUUGUUUUUCUGUUAAACAGAUAAAAGCCAGUACUUUUUGUUCCCAUUUUUUGGGUUGCUUUAAAUUACUUGGAAAAUAUUUUGUUUUAAUAAAGUGUCAGUAUCUCUUUUAUAUUGUUUGUCAAUUAAAGUUAAUCAUUUAUACACAUUGAAA
Biomphalaria glabrata is the source of this 8104-nucleotide messenger RNA. RefSeq lists its product as uncharacterized. The transcript is spliced from 9 exons. Gene Ontology annotation, biological process: regulation of cell cycle. The record is from RefSeq and is a predicted model, not a curated record. The coding region runs from base 891 to 3158 and encodes 755 amino acids. NCBI's taxonomy places the organism in Eukaryota, Metazoa, Mollusca, Gastropoda, Planorbidae. Gene Ontology annotation, cellular component: nucleus; spindle microtubule; cytoplasm.